Oppiella nova is the source of this 1136-nucleotide messenger RNA. The record is from the annotation of a GenBank genome assembly. NCBI's taxonomy places the organism in Eukaryota, Metazoa, Arthropoda, Arachnida, Sarcoptiformes, Oppiidae.
CGAAAUGAUAGCACGAAGUGAUGAAAAGCAGUUUAGAGUGAAAUCUCUUUCAUAUAUUUUAGUCCUUUUGUCUCAAAUGAAUCGAAGAACUAAACCAUUGAUUGAUGCGGUGGUCAACCGAUUCACAUAUCAAUCAAUUGAUCCAAAACACUAUAAGGAGAAGUAUUUGAUACGAAUGAUGUCAGCCCUCAGUCAACUCAAUUACGUGGACAUCGCUUUCCUCAAGAAAGCAUCGGAUCUGUUGUGUAAUAAGAAAUUUCUGAAUUCUGUUACGCCUUCGGAUAGACGCGAUCUCUUAGUGGCCAUCAGUCACUCGAACUGGUCUUAUCCAAGACUUCUCAAUGAGUACAUCGAGAAAAUUACGGACACUAACAACGACUUCAGUCCUCAAGACUUUCUGGUGUUUGUGUCGAGUGUGGCGCGUCUUCAUAGUGGCGCCAAUUAUCUGAACGAUAUUUUAGUCAAUUAUGUCAUACCAUAUGUGAAACGAGAGGACUUGGACGCAGAUUCAUGGCUUCUGUACGUGUGGUCGCUGUCUAUCAUUGGAUGCGCGCCUAUUAAUUGUAUCAAAUCUGUUAUGAAUCACGAGUUUUAUAAGCAACUCAUGAAUUUUACCGACAGCGUCGCAGAGAUCGAAAUGAAUGAAAAGAUUGAUUUCGAGCCAAUUGUGGCCAAAAAUCAUAAAACCCUUAAAAGGGAAGUCUCUCUCGAGAAGUAUAGGAAAUAUGUGCUCCAAAUGCUAACAUCAUUUGAGCCCAACAUCUCAACUAAUAUUUCAACUCCUUUUGGAUUCACAAUAGACGCGGAAUUCAUAAUAAACAGAAACAAUGAGUUUCUUUCACUUAAAGAAUACGGAGUAUUAGGCGGCGAUCCGUCUAAUAAAGUGCGAGAACUGCCUCCAGAUUUUAAAAGGUGCGCUAUCAUGUGCUUUGGAUUCAAUGACACCCUUUUGGGGGAAACGGGUCUAAUCGGAACACACGAACUGUCCAUUCGGUUAUUNUCCCAAACGUUUCAAUAACCGAAUGGACAGUUCGUGUGUUCCGAUUAGACCCGUUUCCCCCAAAAGGGUGUCAUUGAAUCCAAAGCACAUGAUAGCGCACCUGAUUUUCACGGUUUAAUCAAAAGUUAAUACAUUU